Messenger RNA from Saprolegnia diclina VS20, 972 nucleotides. RefSeq lists its product as hypothetical. NCBI's taxonomy places the organism in Eukaryota, Oomycota, Saprolegniomycetes, Saprolegniales, Saprolegniaceae. The record is from RefSeq and is a predicted model, not a curated record. Gene Ontology annotation, biological process: DNA replication checkpoint signaling; DNA repair; mitotic intra-S DNA damage checkpoint signaling. Bases 1 to 972 code for a protein of 323 amino acids. Gene Ontology annotation, cellular component: checkpoint clamp complex. The transcript is spliced from 6 exons.
AUGGCGACCGUGACACUGCGCCUGGGGCAGGAGCAGCUCAAGCCCUUUGUGAGCGCGAUCACAUGCGUGAGCAAGGCCGGUAAGGAGAUCAGCCUCGAGUGCGACGCCGAGACCAUCACGCUCCGCGCGCUCAACGAUGCGCACUCGGCGUCGGCCGAAAUCACCUUUGACAGCGGCUUUCUCGACGGCUACACGCCGCCGUCGCUCGCCGGCGACGGCCGCCCGACCGCGCUCGUCAAGUGCACGACCAUGGCGAGCACGUGGCAGUCAGUCUUCCGUUCGCUCAAGAAUGUGCUCUCGAUGGAGAUUGAGCUUGAGGUCGACGACGGCGACAAUGGCGGUGGCCACGACGCGGUCGACGCCUCUGUGAUUGUGUUUCGCCUUUGCUGCGACAAGCGCAUCACCAAGACGCACCGCAUCAAGACUACUGACACGCAAACGCUGCGUCCCAUCUUCGACAAGGCGUCGUCGCCGAGCCGCAUCAAGAUGCGCCCUUUCCACCUUACGACGCUCCUACAGCACAUUCAUGGCACGGACGAAGUGAGCAUGACAUGCGGGAAGGACCAAGUCCGGUUCGAGAGCUACUACACCAACCCGCUCGACGUCAAGAAGCACGUGCACACCGAGACGACGGUCGACACGGCCGAGUUUAUCGCCUACCUCUUCGAGCCUGGCGAGGAUCCGUUGAACGAAGCGGUUGUUCAGCUCAUUUUUUGCCUCAAGGAAAUUCGGGCGCUGCUCGCUUACUGCGACGCGUGCGGCCUCGCCGAGCUCGUUUUGUACUUUAGCGACGGCGGCAGUCCGAUCUUGCUCUCGACCGAGUCGGUGGCGACUGCGUCGUACGGUGCUCAAAUCGUCUUGUCGACGGUCGCGACACUUCACGCCGGGCCGACCCAAGACGCCGGCCCGUCGCAAGAAGCCGAGUACGAGCACGCUGCCAGGGCAAAAAAGCAGAAGCGGUCGUCGGCCUAA